AUGGAAAUCAAAUCAGGAAAUCUUAGCCACCCCCGAGAAUUUGUGCUUCUGGGCUUCUCAGGACUCUGGGAGCUGCAGAACACCCUCUUUGCCAUCUUUUUAAUACUCUAUUUGAUAACAAUAACUGGGAAUGCAACAGUGAUUGUCUUGAUCCAUUUGGAUUCCCGUCUCCAUACCCCCAUGUACUUCUUCUUGAGCACCUUCUCUUUGGUGGAGACCCUGGUCAUCACAACAAUCAUCCCCCGGAUGCUGGUGGAUCUCCUGAUUGAGAAGAAAACCAUCUCCUUCACAUGGUGCCUCACCCAGUUCUACUUCUACUUCUCCUUAGGGCUGACAGAUUUCCUUCUCCUGGCAGCCAUGUCAAUCGAUCGGUAUGUGGCUAUAUGUCACCCCCUGCAUUAUUCCACCAUCAUGAGCAGCCGCCUCUGCAACUCACUGGUCCUUGGCUCCCUGGCCUCUGCCUUCCUCACCAUGAUUCCAACCACCAUUUGGAUGGCCAGGCUGUCAUUCUGCAGAAGCAAUGUCAUAAACCACUUUUUCUGUGACAACGUGCCCCUCAUCAAACUCUCCUGCUCAGACACCCGCCUCAUCGAGCUCUGGGAUUUUCUUCUUGCUCUCAUCUUCAUCCUGAGUUCCCUGUUGGUGACAGUUGUCUCAUAUGUUGCAAUCAUUUCCACUAUCCUGAGGAUCCCAUCUGCCAGCAGUCAACAGAAGGCCCUCUCUACCUGUGCCUCACAUUUCACAGUGGUGGUGAUUGGCUAUGGCAGCACCAUCUUCAUCUAUGUGAGGCCUAGCAAAGGCAGCUCCAUGGACAUAAACAAAAUGCUCUCUCUGCUGACAUCUGUCUUGACCCCGCUCCUGAACCCCUUCAUCUUCACUCUGAGGAAUAAGAAGGUCAAGGAGGUUUUCAGAGACAGGCUGUGGAAGUUGAGAGGCUUCCCAGGAACGUGA
This is a messenger RNA of Alligator mississippiensis (American alligator), 951 nucleotides long. RefSeq names its product olfactory receptor 6V1. The coding region runs from base 1 to 951 and encodes 316 amino acids. NCBI's taxonomy places the organism in Eukaryota, Metazoa, Chordata, Crocodylia, Alligatoridae. Gene Ontology annotation, biological process: G protein-coupled receptor signaling pathway. Gene Ontology annotation, cellular component: membrane. The record is from RefSeq and is a predicted model, not a curated record. Gene Ontology annotation, molecular function: G protein-coupled receptor activity; olfactory receptor activity. The transcript has a single exon.